CAAACCACGAUCUGGACUUGGAACCAGACUGAACAAACCCUCGUUUCACAAGAGAGAGGAAGAGAGGCAACAAAAGAAGGGAGCAAUGAACGUCCUAAAACCUUCACGAUGUCUUCUGCUGCUAUCCAUGCUCCUCUCCACCGACAUUCCCACUGCUCUUACCGGCAAAGUCCUUGUUUUUCCUCUGGACGGAAGCCACUGGGUCAACAUGAAUCUACUGAUUGAGGACCUUCACUCCAGAGGACACGAGGUCACCGUGGUGCGAACCGCAAGCAGCUGGUACAUCAAGGAGCAUUCACCGCACUACAAAGCCAUAACGGUGACCCUAUCAGAGCCCAUGAACAUCGAGAACCAAGAUUUCUUCAUCUCGUUUCUGAGUGAAAUGAUCGAGAUACAAAAACACGGAGGAUCUCCGGUUGCAUUCAUGCAGUUCUAUUGGAAGAUGCUGAAGACUCUCUACGGCAUGCACUGCCAUGCAAGUCAGCUGGUUGUGGAAAUGUUCGAAAACCCGGUGUUGAUGAAACAGCUCUUUGAGGAACGUUACGACUUGGCUCUUAUCGAUCCAGGUCUGCCUCCAGGUGUGCUGGUGGCUCAUAAACUCAAAUUACCAGUGGUGUACAAUGUAAAAUGGAUCACUAGUGGAGAAGGGCACUCUGUUAUCGCGCCUUCUCCGGUUUCCUACGUCCCUGCAGCGUUAAGCCAGUUGCCAAACCGCAUGUCAUUUGGACAAAGGCUGAAGAACAUCUUCUAUUAUGUGCUAAACACAUGCAUUGACCAUUUUAUUGUAAGACCAGCAUAUGACAAGCUGGUUGCACGCUAUUUUGGACCCGAAACGGAUUUCUACCACUUGCUGCAAGGAGCGGAUAUCUGGCUCAUGAGGUCAGACUUCGUCUUCGAGUUUCCGCGUCCAACCAUGCCCAACGUCGUCUACAUCGGAGGCUUCCAAUGCAAACCCUCCAAGCCCUUACCUCCAGAGCUGGAGGAGUUUGUGCAAGGCUCAGGAGAACACGGUGUGGUCGUGAUGACGCUCGGGACGCUUGUGAAAGGUCUUCCUAGUGAAAUCACAUCUGAAAUCGCUGCCGGUUUUGCUCAGCUGCCUCAGCGAGUCAUCUGGAGGCAUUUAGGAGAGCGUCCUCAUAAUCUAGGCAACAACACUCUUCUGGUUAAGUGGCUUCCGCAGAACGACCUGCUCGGUCAUCCUAAAACACGUGCAUUUGUCGCUCACGGUGGAACGAAUGGCAUUUAUGAGGCUAUCUACCAUGGCGUUCCAGUGGUUGGGAUUCCCUUGCUUUUUGAUCAGUUUGAGAACAUGUUGCGUCUUAAGGUACGAGGGGUGGCUAAGGUUCUCGAUGUCACCAAAUUGGACAGCCAGAGCUUUUUAACAGCAGUGCGGGAGGUUUUAGAGCAACCGUCGUACAGGGACAACAUGCGACGGCUGUCUAGGCUGCACAAAGACCAGCCUGUACAACCGCAAGACAGCGCCCUCUUUUGGAUAGAGUACGUCAUGCGGCAUAAGGGAGCAGCACAUUUACGGACAGACUCUUAUAAGAUGCCGUGGUACUCAUAUCACUCUUUAGACGUAAUGGCCUUUUUACUAGCAGUGGUAGUGGCAGUAGGGGGAGCUGUGGUGCUUACAAUACGCUAUUUGUGUUUUAAACUAUGCACCAGACAGAAAUCAAAACGUGAGUGAUGCAUUGAUGAAUGCUUUUUGGUAAAACUUUCUAUGAAGCCAAGGUACCCCAGAUGAAUAGGUUAAAAAAUACAUCUAAUAGAUGUACAGUUGAAGUCAAAAGUUUACAUACACCUUGCAGAACCUGUAAAACGUUUAUUAUUUUACAAAAAUAAUAGGGAUCAUACAAAAUGCAUUUUAAUUGGUAUCAGUAAUUUUUUGAAUUUGAAGAUCAGGGUAAAUUUAACUUAUUUUGUCUUCUGGGAAACAUGUAAAUAUCUUCUGUAGCUUCUAAAGGGCAGUACAAAAUUAAAAAAUAUAUAUAUAUGAUAUUUAGGCAAAAUAAGAAAAAUGUGCAUGUGCACAUCUCCAUUCUGUUCAGAAGUUUUCACCCCUGGGUCUUAAUGCAUGAUUUUUCCUUUUGGAGCAUCAGUGAGCAGUAUGGUAUGAUCCCUCUUAUUUUAAUAAAAUAAUUAACAUUUUGCAAAUUAUGCAAGGUGUGUAAACUUUUGGCUUCAACUGUAAUCAUACUUCCCCAGUUGAUUACAUUAAGAAUUGCAAUUUUUUUUUUUAAGUUUUCUGAAACGUUAUGUUUAAAUAUGCAAAUUAGGCAUUAUCUAAUUAAAAAUGCACUGACUAAACAAACAUUUCCAGAACAGAAAUCUGAACACUGAAUAAAGCUUUGUGUAUUUUGGA
Molecule: messenger RNA, 2365 nt
Organism: Labeo rohita (rohu)
Lineage: Eukaryota; Metazoa; Chordata; Actinopteri; Cypriniformes; Cyprinidae
Product: UDP-glucuronosyltransferase 2A2
Exons: 2
Coding region: 86-1690 (534 amino acids)
Molecular function (GO): UDP-glycosyltransferase activity
Source: RefSeq, a predicted model, not a curated record